Molecule: messenger RNA, 1023 nt
Organism: Vigna angularis (adzuki bean)
Lineage: Eukaryota; Viridiplantae; Streptophyta; Magnoliopsida; Fabales; Fabaceae
Exons: 2
Coding region: 202-885 (227 amino acids)
Source: RefSeq, a predicted model, not a curated record
GAAUUUUACUUGCUGUAAUGGUAUAUUGCAGAAUCUUUGAGAACAAUGAAGGUGAAAAAAAAAGAGAAAAUAUAAAGUUGGGAAGGACCAUUCAGUUGGUGGAAUUUGUUGCAGUUUAUUGAGGUUUGAACCAGAAGGCAUCAGUUCGAGACAGACACAAAGCAGAUCUGUCUUGAACUUCUGUGUCCUAAAACAGCAACAAUGGCAAAAACCAUGACCGUGUGGUAUCUUUUGCUCACCCUUUCCUUCGUUUAUGUUGCCACUGCUGAUACUCAAAUCAAAAUAACUAACAAUCCUGCUGACAAGUUGGUAGCUGCAAUAAACGAAAACAGAACCGCUCACAAGGUAUCAACCUUAACAGACAACCCGGGUCUUGCAUGUAUUGCUCUACAAUACAUUAAGGCAUACCAAGGUGAUUGUGAUGCUGUGGGUGGACCUGAUGGGAAGAAACCUCCAGAAUCUCAAUUUGCGGAAGUUUUUGCUCCAAACUGUGGUGUUCAGGCAUCAACUCUUGCUCCUAUAACUGGUCGUUUCCUGGGGUGCCAGACUAAUUAUGUACAUGCACCCGAGGCAUUUUCUGAGAUCCUCAUAAGGAACCAAAAGAGCUUAGACAUACUCUACAGUAGGAACCACACUCAGCUUGGUGCUGCUGUGACAGGUACUGAUGGAGGGUCUCCUUAUUUCUGGUGUGUGCUGUUUAGCAGUGGCAAACCUAACCAAACCUUUGCUUUGGAGGGUGGUGUGGCUAAAAUAACAAAGCCUGGUUGCUUCAGUGGAGCCAAUGAUGAGUGCAGUGGAGCCAGUGAUUAUUGGUCACCGCUCAAUGGGAUGUGGGUUUUGGCCACUUCAGUUCUUAUUGCAAUGGGGUUUGGUUUAGCAUUAUGAGCAUAAAUUGAGAUAUAUUGUAUGAUUUCUACAUGAUUUGGAGGAAGGUAGUCUUUGUUGUAUAUGAAAGGCUUGGCCUCAGCUAUUCUUUUUCCCCCUUGUUUGAUUUGUAAUUUGAGAAGAGCUUCAUUUUCCUCA